AUGGCUCCAACUCCAGCAAGGACGGACGAGUACAAUCCUUCACGGAUGAAAGACAGAGCUUCGAGACAAAUCUUUUUCGUCUCGGGAUAUGACACUUGGCUUCCUGCGGAUUGUGUCCCGAGCGCAUUGUCUACAGUUUUCAGUUCCUGUGGAGAGAUCAUAUACACUAGUAUUCUCCCAAGCUCCACUUUUGUUUGUAUAUCUGGAGAAGGCGCGUUAGAGAAGGCUCUGGAACUUAGUGGAAGCGACGUGGGAGGAUGGACUGUAGUUGUUAAGCCUGAACCGACUCCAAAUAGAAACAAUCAGAAGGAGGAGGACAUUAUUAUUGGCAUGCCUUGCCUUCUUUGUACCAUGAACGAUACCGAUCACUUUGAUUAUCCGAGGCCGUGGUAG
Arabis nemorensis is the source of this 393-nucleotide messenger RNA. Lineage: Eukaryota; Viridiplantae; Streptophyta; Magnoliopsida; Brassicales; Brassicaceae. The record is from the annotation of a GenBank genome assembly.